AAAUACAUUUUAGAAUGCAUUUGAAAUGAAACUGCUUACCGAGUUUUUGUGCCUUUUGGCGGUUUUGCUCUCAACAGUUGAGAGUGCAGAAAAACGAAAGGCUUUUUGUUAUCUGCCCUACGAAUUUGGUAAAUGCGGAGGUCAUCGCGUUAUGUGGGCUUUUUCGAUUAAAGAACUAGAGUGCGUUCCAUUCGUUUUCUCCAAUUGUGGCGGCAAUGAAAAUCGCUUUCAUACGAAGGAAAACUGCGAGAAAGCUUGCGCACCACUUCAAUCUCGAUUUGUUAUCGCUAAUUAAUAUACAGAUACAUAUUUUUUUUUAACAAAACUCAAGGCAAAUGUCCAACUUUACCCUUCAUUUGAUUAAAGCGCAUUGUGACCAGUUUCUUUGCUCUACUUUCUCUCUUAUUGUCUAUUUUACUUGUAUGGAAUAUACACUUUAAAAUUAUUUUUGAUUCAUAAAUUGUAUAAAAUAAUUAAAAAAAAAAAUAAAAUAAUAAAAAAGUUUUCAUU
Messenger RNA from Drosophila simulans, 510 nucleotides. RefSeq names its product kunitz-type serine protease inhibitor microlepidin-3. The record is from RefSeq and is a predicted model, not a curated record. Gene Ontology annotation, molecular function: serine-type endopeptidase inhibitor activity. The transcript is spliced from 2 exons. NCBI's taxonomy places the organism in Eukaryota, Metazoa, Arthropoda, Insecta, Diptera, Drosophilidae. The coding region runs from base 26 to 295 and encodes 89 amino acids.